CCCGAAUCGGCGACUGCUAUAGCAGAAAAAAUGAAGCGACCGACCCUGGCAAUAUUCAAUGCUAUGACUUCUUACUAUAUCAACUUCGAUAUCAUGCGAACGUAUCCAUAUGAAGUGAAUAAAGUUUUUAUUUGGAAAGUGCGUUUUGCUGACCUGUCUCAACACCUCCAUGAUGUGGUCGUUUUCGAUACCGGACGGGCUGGUGAUGGAUCCGCUGGCGCCAACAGCGCUCGCGGUGUCCAACGAAUUCAUGGGACGGCUUGGUAGCGGUCUGUCCCUGCUACGGGAUCAUGGGAAGAAGGUUCAAAAGUAUGUAAUGAAGAGUCGAAAAUUUGACAUCUUAACGAAGAGGUCAUGGCAGUCAGUGGUGAAUAUCGUACUGGUCGAGGCCAAGGACUUGCCCGAUGGACCGACAAACGGAUCCAACGGACUCUAUUGUAAAUUCAAACUAGGUACAGAAACACAUAAAUCGAAACAAGUUUCAAAAUCUAGAGCGAUGUGGUGUGAGAGAUUUAACAUGUACCUUUACGAUGACUGUAUGUUAGAGACAACAGUAUGGUAUAAAGGAAAACAAAAAAACUUUAUGGGUCGAUGUACAAUCGACCUUUCAAGACUAGAGAGAGAAAAGACCCAGGAUUUAUGGUUGGAGCUGGAGUGUGGUUAUGGGAGCCUGCACUUGCUUGUGACUGUGAAUGGAUCAGGUCAGAUGCCCCCUACUGAUGCUAUACCCACCACAAAUAGCAUUCACCGUGCUACUCUCGAAAAGGAGGAUUUUACAUGGUAUAAGCUGGAUAAUUUAAACGAGGUGGGUCAACUGCUGGUGACAGUGCACGGGGCGCGGGGCCUCAGCGCCCUAGGAUUUAGUGGUCGCGCGGACGCAUACUGCGUUUUAGAAUUGGAUAAUUCACGUGUUCAAACGCACACUGUUCCAGCCACUAACGAACCUCAUUGGAACAAGACAUAUUUCUUUGGAAUAAACGACAUCACCUCAACGUUAGACAUCACAGUAUACGACGAGUCAGUAAUUAAUUCUAUGAAGGGUGAGAUGCUUGGUAAAUUGUCCAUCCCACUCCUGAGGAUCAACAAUGAAGAGAAAAGGUGGUAUGCAUUGAAAGAUAGAUCGAAGAAAAUCAGUGCGAAAGGCAAUUGUCCCAGGAUAUUACUGCAGAUGUCGGUUGUAUGGAAUCCGAUAAAAGCUUCAAUUAGAUUACUAAGUCCAAAAGAAACUAAAUAUAUGCAAAAACCACCGAAAUUCAACAUUCCACUCAUAUACAAUAAUCUCAAGUUUAUAAGAGACGUAUUCAACAGUCUUUACGUCGCUAAUGAGCAUAUCAAGUAUGCAUUUGAAUGGGAAAACCGGGAACUGUGCUUUGUAGCUCUGGCAGGCUGGCUUUGUUUCUGGUACUAUUUCCGCCUAUGGAUGGCGCCACUGUUAAUGAUUACACCGUUUUUAUAUUAUUGGAUGGACAUGAGUGGCCUCACAAGGGGAAAAAGCGUACAGCUGAUACUUCUAAAUAAUUCGGAGUUGGAACUGGACGAAGAAGAUUUAGACCAAAAGGAUGACAAAUCAAUAAAGACGCGUUUAUAUGGAUUACAAGAUAUUACGUUUACAAUUAAGAACGGCAUUGAUUACUCAGUGUCUCUCGCGGAAAGAUUAAAAAAUUUGGCGAGCUUUGCAGUGCCUUACUUAAGUUUCAUGGCAAUGACCGUUUUGUUACUGACAGCCAUCAGUCUUUAUUUCAUACAUUGUAAUUAUUUAAUAAUGGCAUUAGGAAUUUAUAAAUUUAUGCGAAAGGUUCUGAAUCCGGACAGAGUACCAAAUAAUGAUUUAUUAGAUUUCCUAUCGAGAGUUCCGGACGAUGAGGAUUUGAAACGAUGGCGGGAAUUAAAAGUUCCAGAGCCGAACUCCGUCCGACGUAGCUUCACGAGGAAAAGAUCGUCGACCUUUGACAAGAUACAUGAAAAUGUCUCCCAAAAUUAACUUGUAAAAAUUUACAUCUAACUGUAAAAAUAUAGACUGCUAGUACUGUGAUUAUGGCUCUGAAUGUACUUAGUGCCGUAUGUGGCAACUUAUGAGCGUAACAAUCAUCUGAGUACA
Molecule: messenger RNA, 2098 nt
Organism: Diatraea saccharalis (sugarcane borer)
Lineage: Eukaryota; Metazoa; Arthropoda; Insecta; Lepidoptera; Crambidae
Source: the annotation of a GenBank genome assembly